GGGAAAAUGCAUCCGGCAGGGGUCAAUUAAGCCAUCCAAGGCUAUCUGUCUUCAACAAUAUUUAAACAAGAAGUCUCCCACUUUCGCCCUUAGUAAUUCCGGAUCUCACUCAACUUGAGACUAGCUACUUUUACUUACCCCACCUUACGACCUGCUUCCAUAAACGUCAAGCAGCACCCUGGCUUUCCAGUCGUUACAUCUCAACGCUGCAAACGAUCAAGCAUACAUUAUCAGCACCAUGGGUCUUUCCGGCCAUUGUCUCUGUGGCGCUGUCAAGUACACGGUCGACGCCGACCCUUUGCUCGUCGGCUACGACCACUGCGAUGAUUGCCAGCGCCAAAGCGGCUCGACGUAUUCCCUUGUCGUCGUCGUGCCCAAGGACAAGAUGAAGAUUACGGGCACCACCAAGAGCUUCGCGGGCAAAGGCUCGUCCGGCAACGCGGUUCAUCGCAUCUUCUGCCCGUCGUGCGGCAGUCCCAUCGCUCAUGACCCCGACGCAGCGCCCGAUAUCAUCGCUGUGAAGGGCGGAACCCUGAGUGUGGAGGACAAGAAGAACCUGAAGCCUGAAACCGAGAUCUGGACUGUCAGCAAGCUCCCCUUCUGCUCGGAGCAUUUGGCCAAGCCGUUCGAGUACAUGCCGGAAUGAUUUGGCGUUUUGGGGAAGACAAACACGUAUUUCGAAUACUUCGGCGUCUGGCAAAUGGGUUCAAUGGCGAUUUGGGGUGCUGAAGUGAAGCAUUGCAAUCAUUAC
This is a messenger RNA of Pseudomassariella vexata, 751 nucleotides long. Its product is annotated as DUF636 domain protein. Lineage: Eukaryota; Fungi; Ascomycota; Sordariomycetes; Amphisphaeriales; Pseudomassariaceae. The record is from RefSeq and is a predicted model, not a curated record. Gene Ontology annotation, molecular function: carbon-sulfur lyase activity. The transcript is spliced from 3 exons. The coding region runs from base 239 to 646 and encodes 135 amino acids.